UGUUAUUAGUUUGUGUAAGUGGGCAGUCCCAGUGGAGAGCCACAUUUUCUUCGAGAGUUUCUCAAGUUAACAAGAAAACCUCGAAAAUCUACUCCUCUCUGAUCUGUAAACCGGCAAUUAUGAGCGCGUUGAUGUCAUCCAUAAGGUUUACUAGCUGUGACCUUAUGUUGUGUUGGAGGCGAUGUGUUGGAGCGACAUUUACAGAAUGCAGACUAAGGACAAUGAGUGUGUGCGCGAAGCGAAUGAAGGUGAGGAAACCAUUGGAUCCGACUGCAGUAGACGACCCGCAGGACACGGACUUCGGCAACUAUGACUUCCCCUUCGAGAACCUGGUUGUGGAGGGAGGUGGGGCCAGGGGAGUGGCGUAUAUAGGGUCACUGAGGGUACUGGAAUCUACCGGAAUCAUUAAGAAGAUCAAAAGAGUCGCCGGUGUGAGCGCAGGAUCGAUGCUCGCGACGUUCGUGGCCCUGGGGCUCCGGUCGGCGGAGGUAGCCGAGGUGACAGGCGGGGAUCUGAGCGAGAUAGCUGCUGAUGGAGGAAUUCUCCAGACCCUGAAGAAGCCAUUCAACUUGUACUGGCGCUACGGCUGGGAGACGGGCACCAGUUUCAACACCUGGUUCGGAGGUAUUGUAGAGAGGUUCACGCGUCAGGGUGACCAACCUGGGAACCCUGAUCUCACCUUCAAACAGCUACACAGAAUGAAUGGAGUAGAACUCUGUAUUGUGGUGACGAACUUGACUCAGAUGACAGAAGAGUACUGCCACGUCAAGACCACACCAGACCUGCCCAUCCGCAAGGCUGUCAGGAUGUCCAUGUCCAUUCCAGGACUGUUCCAACCUGUGUUGACUGACUAUCAUGGAGACGAGGCGUUCUACGUUGACGGGGGUGUGAUCUGUAACUACCCACUCCACUCCUUCGAUGGCUGGUGGCUCUCCAUGCAGGAAGAAGAUUCGUUCUUCAAUAGGUUAGAUGACCUGGCCCAUCUCAGCAAGAGUAUGCAUCGCUCCAACCGCUUCGAGCCCGUCAACCCGAAAACGAUCGGACUCAUGCUGUAUUCAGAGCACGACAUUGAGCAGUACCAGCAGGUUCUGUGUGAUCGUCUGACGCAGGAGGAAAGACAGUACGAGAAGGAAAGGCCUGACACUCCGACAGCCAGAGAGUAUCAAGACAAGAGGACUCUUCAAACAGUCGAGGCCAUGAAGAAUAGGAAGAAAAUCCGGGGCCUCGUCGACAAGUUUCUGACCAGUCUGAAGGCCCAAAACAAAGACCACACAUCGACUGUCAGUAGGGAGGAACUACGCAGAGCUUUUGCAGAGGCAGGAAACAGCUCUCUGACUGACACAGAAAAGGAGAAGCUGUUUGGGAAAGCAUACUCCGUAGAACAACUCUUCGAUCAAAUGGACACUGACGACGAUGAAAAGCUGACCUACCAGGAGGUUCACGAGUUCUUCACCAAUAGAGGCUUCAGCUGGCUGACUCAGGGUAUGGAAGAGAAGAGGAAACUUGUCUCCAGUCUCACGGACUACACCUUGAAGUACAUGCGUCUCAUCCAAGUCCUCGGGAAGAAAGUGUACCACAAGGCUGACGACAUGGAGAGGACCAUAGGAGUGGACAGCGACUACGUGAGGACAACAGACUUUCAGCUGGAGGACGAGGAUAAAAUGUUCCUCUAUAAGCGAGGAGCCACCGGUGUUCGAGCGUUCCUGCGGACGUACAUCGCAAAGAACAACCUCAAGCCCGCGGUGUCUGCCGGGAAGAACGUCCCUGCUCAGAAAAAUGUCAUCGCGCAGGAAAACUGACAAUUGGCUCUGAACAAUUAUGAAUCAUUGUAUUUCAAUGUUUCAUAGGAAGUAUAAUCUAUUUUAUCGUAUAUAUAUUAUGUAGUACUAGUAUUAGAACUGCCGUGCUACAAAAAUUCCAAGGAUUGUUAACCUUUGUGAUGGUUCCUGGUGAUGGUAACGUUCUGGGAAUGGGUAUUAUUUGGUAAGGUAUUUGAUUAUUGUGAAGAAAUCAUCGGGCAACAUGAAUCAUUACUUGGGUCAGUAUAGUGAAGUCUUUACUGUACUUUUGAGAUCCGGUUUUAUGGUAUCUUCAGUCUUUGAAUUUUAAUGCCAAUGUUUUCUGUUGUAUCCAGAUUUAGAGGUUUAUGACAAAUACAGCUUUUAACCUUCAUUCACAAAUGUAUAUUAUAGUAACCACACGAAACGAAUAUUUAAGCAAACUUUCCAAUAUCUUAGCAAAGUUAUGGUAUCGUACUGAAGACCACUGAUGCAACAGUUCCCUUUGCGAUGACGAGCUUGUAGCACGAUUCAAAAGAUACUAUUUACUUGGUCGUAAAACAAGCUCACACGAGACCAAAACAGCGUGGUUUAAUCAUGUUACACAACUUGUGAAAGUGUAAAGCAGUAUCCAUUUAUUGGUGAUAAAGAGUUGAUUGCUGUGAUUGUGAUAAAGACAACAGGAAUCAAGGCGGCCGAAACACACACUGGCAGAAAGCCCACGUCUAUAUACAAUGCUCGGUAUCCUGGCAGUAACUAGAAUUUGUCGGGAGUCGAUUGGAAACGUUUCGUAGUCCGCCAUGACUCGUGCACGAUUCCGGAUCCGCCGCAGGAUCCGGACCAUUUCGUACUAUGCAUAUUAUUCUCGCAAGUGUAAAACAAUUAGCUCACAGCAUGAACAGCAAGGAAAUCAGAAAUGGCCUAUCCUUACCGCUUUGUGAUUCUUCCAAUCGUACCAGAAAUGGUAUCAGCACAUAGGAUGUAUAGAAACACUGCAUUGAAAUGACGUACACAGACAGGCAACGCAAGGCAAACAGGCCAUCGAUGAAGUCACCAACAAUUUUCCAAAAAGUACCAUAACAUCACUAA
Messenger RNA from Branchiostoma floridae (Florida lancelet), 2867 nucleotides. RefSeq lists its product as uncharacterized. Bases 120 to 1799 code for a protein of 559 amino acids. NCBI's taxonomy places the organism in Eukaryota, Metazoa, Chordata, Leptocardii, Amphioxiformes, Branchiostomatidae. The record is from RefSeq and is a predicted model, not a curated record. The transcript is spliced from 13 exons. Gene Ontology annotation, molecular function: calcium ion binding. Gene Ontology annotation, biological process: lipid metabolic process.